AACGACAACAAGGCCGCCCAUAAGUACAACGUGCAUACGUUCCCAACUCUGGCAUAUUUCCGGAAACAGUCGCCUAUACUAUACGACGGCGACCUUCUGGACGAGGAAAAGGUACUCAAAUGGCUGACCAGUAAUGAUGUCUUCGAGAUUAAGGACGAGAUCGAAGAAGUGAAUCGCAAAAUGUUGGACAAACUGCUCAACGAUAAUGAUUUUGUGGCCGUAUAUUUUUGUAAGCAGGCUUUGGCAUUGCCUACCUACGAGAAGGACUGUUACGACUGCGAGGAAGUGCUGCGAGAGUUGGAGCACAUCGACGACGAGUGCGACGAAUUGGACAUUAUGUUUGUGAAGAUACGGGACAGUCGUUACGCCCGGAAGUACGGCAUCGGCGAAGUGCCCGCACUCGUCAUGUUUAGGAAAAAGUUCCCGGCUAUUUAUCGAGGUGAUCUGAUGAAGGAGGAGGACGUGUUGGAGUGGUUACGUAAGAACAGGUAUCGGCACCCAGAGCUCAAUCUGUUCAUGUAUGCCUUGGCAUCGAUUACCGUGCACCAAAAAGCCAUCACCACCACCAUCAUCGACCCCAACCCCACCAUCACCAACACCAAAAACACCACCACCUAUACCAACAACAACAACAACAACACCAUCACCAAAACCAAAAUCAUCAGCAUCAUCAAAAUCAAAAGCAAAAUCACCAACACCACCACAACCACCACCUAA
Messenger RNA from Medioppia subpectinata, 717 nucleotides. Lineage: Eukaryota; Metazoa; Arthropoda; Arachnida; Sarcoptiformes; Oppiidae. The record is from the annotation of a GenBank genome assembly.